Molecule: messenger RNA, 2291 nt
Organism: Mixia osmundae IAM 14324
Lineage: Eukaryota; Fungi; Basidiomycota; Mixiomycetes; Mixiales; Mixiaceae
Exons: 4
Coding region: 417-1964 (515 amino acids)
Biological process (GO): positive regulation of catalytic activity
Cellular component (GO): fungal-type vacuole; cell periphery
Source: RefSeq, a predicted model, not a curated record
CCGCUUCAAGAGACGCCCAAACCUUUUCGCGUGACGACGACGACGAGGAGGAGGACUUGGACUUUGUUUUUUCGUGUCUCAGCGGUUUCCCUGACGAGGUCUGGGGCGGAGUGGCAAGAGGUGGCAGAGUGGGCAUACCCACCUGCGCCUCGCUAGAGCCACCGUUAGCUCCUGUCUGAGCGCCUCCGCAGCCUGCUGAUCGUCAAGUUCAGACACCAGCAUCUGCCGCCACUCCGGUGACAACGUGCACGAGCAAACAGAUUGACCAGUCCGGUCUCACGAGUCUACACAGAUUGAACCUCGACGGACGCUGCUGUGACCGCUCUCAACAUCCACUCCCAGGUUGGGCGACGUACUCGCUGCGUGGACUCGGCGCACACAGCAAAGCACCGCUUGCGAGCCGCGCGCGCGACGACAUGGACCCGGCCGGCCACAGCCAGAUGGCAAGCAGCAGCGCAUCUACUUCGUCAGGGAGCUCGACAGCGGCAGACCAUGCCCCACACGGCAGAGCGCAGGAGAUGCCGCUGCACACCGCCAAGUCGACAGGCUCGAGCUUACACUCUGCCUCGUCACAAAAGCGCAAGGAACGCCAAGCGCAUCGAAGUGACCCACACAAGAAGGAGGGCAAGACGUAUACAUCCGUCACACCCACACAAUCUGGUGCCCCCCGAAGCAAGGUCUCCGUCAGGCCCGCCUUUGCGCUCCGCGAUAGAUUCGAUAUACCCGAUCUGCCGUCUGGCUCGAGUAGCUCCCAGCUUCAGGCCAAGCAUGACGAUCAACCUCUAGGCAAACGAUUCGUGCACGUCCAGCAUGACGGCCCGCCCUCUCGGACGACGGAGCCAAGACAGCCAUUGAAAUCAUACGAUCCCAAUGAGACUCAUAGAGGUAACGAGCCUGACGACGCCGACGCGACAGUGUCCAAACAGGGUCGUCAAGAUACACACGGUCCAGAUGAGGAUGACGAGGAGGAAGAAGCAGAGCCAGAGCAGGGAUGGUUCUCUUUCACACUGCCCACACGGAUACAGAAGCGUGCAGAGUCUUACUGGCGCAAUUCCGCCAUGACUCGCAUGCAGUCCUCGACAGGCUCCGUCUUCAGCGGCAGAGAAGGACGGCGGCGGCACGACAGUGCUGCACUGGGUAUGACCCCGACCGGUGACAUUGAAAAGUCAUCCAGUCGGCAUAGCGAUCGCUCUCAUCCACAGCGGCCGGGAGCCGGCAAGCGAUCGACGGGCUCACACUUUGCUACAAUGUGGAGCGCGCACCAGGCUACAACGCCUGGCUGGUCAAAGCCCUGGGAGCCCUUCCAACGGCACGAACAGACUCAAGAUCCCUUUGAUGCAGCGAUGAAGAGUGCGACGGAUCACGAUCCAGAUCGUGGCCCAUCGAGCAGAAACAACAACCUGAGAUGGCAAAACUUCAUCCUCUACAAUCCCUUCGCGCCCCUCAUCAUCCGUUUCGUCAACCUCAGUUUCACUUCCACCGUCCUCGCCGUCGCCGUGCGUACUCAGGUCGUCGAGAGGCACAACAAUCUCAUCGGCGUCCUCGGCUCCUCGAUCCUGGUCGGCAUCAUCAUUUGUCCCAUCACGAUCGUGCAUAUCUUUAUCAGCGUAUACCUCGAGUACUUUGGCAAGCCCAUCGGUCUGUGGCGUGUCAGGCUAAAGAUGACAUUCUCGCUCGUCGAGCUCGUCUUCAUCGCACUCUGGGCUGCCGAACUGGCGCUCUGCAUUGAUAGCUAUAUCUCGACGCCGCUCUACUGCACGUCAUAUCUACCUUAUGCUCGCUUUCAGCCGCGUGUCGGCGAUGCCGCCAUCUCGGGUACCGCUGCGGACGUGCUUUGCAAGAUGCAAGGCGCGCUCAUCGCUCUCGUCUUGAUCAGCUUGCUUCUCUACUGUGGCGUGCUCGUCAUCACGCUCUACCGUAUCGUCAACAUGGUCGCCCGCAAAAGUCGAUCAGGCGCAUUUUAGAACUUUGUUGACUAGAGACUGUCUGUCGUAUGUGAAAUUGUCGCACGUGUAUGCAUCAUCUCACAUGUCUUUGACUACGUAAGCUCUUUGCUCGGCUCGUAUUCGAAAGCGUCUUCGUCGGAUCGAUUCCAGAGUCGACACCACUCGAGGAGUAGCCGCCAAUGAAACGCGAUCAUGUCCUCUGCUCGCCAGUGAUUGAGUGCCCAUUCCUUGCCAUUUUGGCCAAUUCGCUCAGCCAGAUGAUCGUUCGCGCCUCCUUCGUCCCAGCCGCGGAAGAACAUCAUGAUGUCAAUCAAAUCCCGGUAAUCUGUUGAGACAGGAAUGUAG